This is a messenger RNA of Penicillium longicatenatum, 1842 nucleotides long. Its product is annotated as nonhemolytic phospholipases C family protein. Gene Ontology annotation, molecular function: hydrolase activity, acting on ester bonds. NCBI's taxonomy places the organism in Eukaryota, Fungi, Ascomycota, Eurotiomycetes, Eurotiales, Aspergillaceae. Bases 1 to 1842 code for a protein of 613 amino acids. The transcript has 9 exons. The record is from RefSeq and is a predicted model, not a curated record.
AUGCUCCUUUUUUGGGCUACCAUGGCUCUCAUAUUGGGUAGUUCAAUUGUCAUCGCCGACUCCCUGAAAGACAUUGAGCAUGUCGUGAUCUUCAUGCAAGAGAACCGUUCUUGGGACUGUUACUUUGGCACCAUGCCUGGUGUUCGUGGAUUCAAUGACCCCAAUGUCCAGGUGAACAGUGAUGGCCAGUCUGUCUGGCAUCAGCGGGUUGAACCGGAGAUGUCGCAAGAUGCGAAGACCCUGCUGCCGUGGUACCUGGGCUACCAGGGUGGAGACAGUCUUGACGCUAUCCAGUGUCUUUCAGCUGGUGACAAUAGCUACUUUGCCAACCAGGCAGCCUAUAAUCACGGCUUGAACAACAAUUGGGCUCGCAACAACACUCCUUGGAGCUGGGGCUACUACAAGCGUCAGGAUAUCCCCGUUCAAUUUGCCAUCGCUGAGGGCUGGACCUCGGGUGACAUGUAUCAGGAAGCUCAAAUUACUGCUACUAAUCCCAAUCGUGUGACCCUGGUCAGUGGUUCCAUCAAUGUCCCUGGUGGUCCCCAAGAUAAGAGCCAAGGCGGUGUUUAUAUUGAUAACAGGGAAGCCCCUGGUUGUGACGAGCAUGGUUCCAGCUGCUAUCCUCUUCGCUGGAAGACCAUCUUUGAGUUCUACGAGGAGGCGGGAUUUCAUCAAUUUCAAAAUGCUCACCCGGAUUCCGCCCUGCACAAAAAGGGGAUGGGAUUUGUGGGACUGGAGGCAUUCUACUUGGCUGCCGCAGCCGGUACCCUGCCAUCCGUCAGCUUUAUCGUUGGCCCUCAAGAGCUUUCAGAGCACCCCCCAUGGAUGCCCAAAGAUGGUGCUUGGCUGCAAAAACAAAUUGUCGACGCCGUCACCAGCAGCCCCAAAUAUGCAAAGACUCUGCUGAUGAUCAGCUUCGAUGAAACCGGUGGCUUUGGUGACCAUGUCACUCCGUUCCAUUCCCCCAAUGGUACCCCUGGUGAAUGGAUGACAGACCCUCUCGGAGUCUUUGGUGACGUAUUUUCUGGGCCCGGAUUCCGCGUGCCGUUCGUCAUGGUUUCACCUUGGACUCGAGGCAACCGUGUCUUCACCGAGCGCGCAGAUCACAACUCUCAGAUCCUGUUCCUUGAAAAAUGGCUCGCAGCCCGAGGUCACAAGAACGUCCAGACCGAUCAGAUGGUGCACUGGCGUCGAGAGCACAUGUCCGAUCUGGUCAAUGCUCUAGACUUUGAAAAUCCCAAUUACUCUCUUCCAAAUAUUCCAGAGGCCGAGACUCCCCACAUUAACAGCAGAGGCACUUAUGUUGGAACCGGGGAGUGCCUAAGCCGUCACAGGGAGCCCCGGCCCCCUGUCUCAUAUGGCAAACAGGACAAUGUGACCAAUGCCUUGUUCUUUGAAGAUGGCUUCAAGGAAGUUGUGGGGUACCUGACCGAAGGUCGUUACUUGACUUUCGAGAAGGGUGGCCAAGCCCUGACCAUGCCCAAGCCAAGAGAUUACAUUAAGAAGCUCAAGGCCGGCCGUGCAAAACGUGACCACAAUGAGAUAACCCAGCGUUGGGUCAUUCACUACAUCAAUGGUGAAGAGAGUGGGAUCUUCACUAUGUCUAGCGCCUUUGAUGGCCGGUGGGUUGGUCAUCGCGGUGAGCUACUCGGUAGUGACUACCGUGAUGCGGCGGCGCCCUUGCGAAUCUCCUUUUUGGGUAAUGGCAAAGGAUAUACCAUCCAGUUCGUCAGAGGUGGGGAGUACCUCACCAUUGAUCGGGAUGGUAACCUUAAGCUGAUGAACGCUUACCCAGCCUCGAAGCAGGGGUUCAAGGUUUUCAGCGUUACCUAUCACCAGUAA